Molecule: messenger RNA, 2400 nt
Organism: Photinus pyralis (common eastern firefly)
Lineage: Eukaryota; Metazoa; Arthropoda; Insecta; Coleoptera; Lampyridae
Product: ionotropic receptor 25a-like
Exons: 8
Coding region: 72-2339 (755 amino acids)
Biological process (GO): synaptic transmission, glutamatergic; monoatomic ion transport; modulation of chemical synaptic transmission
Cellular component (GO): postsynaptic membrane; plasma membrane
Molecular function (GO): transmitter-gated monoatomic ion channel activity involved in regulation of postsynaptic membrane potential; glutamate-gated receptor activity
Source: RefSeq, a predicted model, not a curated record
CCAACUUAAUUAGACAAGUGGUACUGGAACAGAACAUAGCUAAUCUGGCAAUACUCUAUGAUCAAACUUUCAUGAUGGAUUUCAAAUAUAAAACUUUGCUGCUAAAUAUUGGAGCACGCCACGUUGUGACUCAAAUAAAUACUGCUAACAUACUGAGACAAUUAAUGCAAAUAAAACAAUUGGAUAUAAUGACUUAUUUCAUUCUUGGCAGUCUAAAUACGGUUAAACUAGUUUUAAAUGAGGCAAAUGAUAGUUUCUUUACGCCAAGGUUUUCAUGGUACAUUCUUACGCAAGAUAGUGAAGAUGUGAAAUGCAAUUGCAGAAAUGCUACAAUAGUUCAAGUAAGACCUGUACGCGAUGAGAGUCAUCGAAAAAGAUUAGAGUUUCUGAUCAACUCUUACCAGUUGCACGGCUCGCCACAAAUAUUGACAACGUUUUAUUUUGACUUGGCUUUGCGUUCGUUCCUAGCCAUGAGGAACCUGGUAACCACCAAUCAAAUGCCAAAAGAUAUGAAAUACAUUCCAUGCAAGGAGUACGAUGUAGAUAAGAACCCUACUCCACCUCGAGGACAAAUACCGCUCAAAAAAGCUUUGAGUGAGGUUUCAGGAGAAGAGCCGGCAUAUGGACCUUUCAAUAUCAGUACCAAAGGGAAAAACUCGAAAAGCUAUAUGCAAUUUGACAUGGAAGUAUUGGGCGUUACUAUUAAAGAUGGAGUUACACAGCCACCCGUGAAACUUGGAAAGUGGAAGGCAAGCGUAGAUCCAAGCUCUCCCAUCGAGUAUACCGAUUCGCAAAAAUUGCAGAAAUACCGCCCAGAAGUCGUGUACAGAGUGUACACCGUUGUUCAACCGCCAUUCGUAUACAUAAACCAAUCUACUCCAAGAGGGUAUUCGGGGCUAUGCAUAGACUUCAUGGACAUGGUUGCUAAACAAUCAAAAUUCGAUUAUGAAAUAAGAGUUCAAGAAAAAGACGGAUUCGGGCAGAUCGGCGAAAACGGCAAAUGGAAUGGAAUUAUGAAACAGCUAAUAGACAAAAAAGCCGACAUAGCGUUGGGAACGAUGGGGAUUAUGGCCGAAAGGGAAACGUUUGUUGACUUUACCGUUCCUUAUUACGACAUGGUAGGUUUUACGAUUUUGAUGAAGCUAACCAUACCUCCGUCCUCUUUAUUCAAAUUCUUAACGGUACUUGAACACGAAGUGUGGAUUUGCAUUCUGUCGGCUUUCUUUUUAACGAGUUUGUUAUUGUGGGCGUUCGAUCGCUGGAGUCCAUACAGCUUGCAGAACAAUCCUGAGAAGUACAUCGACGACGAAGAGAAAAGAGAGUUCCAUAUCAAAGAAUCCCUGUGGUUUUGUAUGACUUCAUUAACACCCCAAGGAGGUGGAGAGGCCCCUAAAAACUUAUCUGGUCGCUUAGUGGCAGCUACGUGGUGGUUAUUUGGAUUUAUUAUUAUCGCAUCUUAUACCGCUAACUUAGCGGCAUUUCUCACGGUUUCGCGACUAGAGGCGCCUAUAGAAUCUUUAGAUGACUUAACGAGGCAGUAUAAAAUACAGUAUUCUCCUCUUCUAGGAUCGGAAACGGCAACUUACUUUGAACGUAUGUCAAAUGUUGAAAAGAUAUUUUAUGACAUAUGGAAGAAUAUGAGCUUGAAUGACAGCUUAACUCAUGUGGAACGAGCACAAUUAGCUGUAUGGGAUUACCCAGUGAGUGACAGGUAUACAAAAAUAUGGCAAACAAUGAUAGAAGCAGGUAUGAACAAAACGUUAGCAGAUGCGGUUAAAAGAGUGAGAACCACAAAUUCGACAUCGAAACAUGCAGGUUACGCCUUCAUUGGUGAUGCCACCGAUAUUAAAUACUUAGAACUCACUACAUGCGAUUUGCAAAAGGUGGGCGAUGAAUUUUCCAGAAAACCAUACGCGUUAGCCGUCCAACAGGGUUCGCAUCUAAAAGACAUACUAAACACCGCAAUUUUGGAUCUCUUAAAUAAGGGCGAGAUGCGGAGGCUUUCGCAAAAAUGGUGGAAAGACAACCCUUACGCCGUCGAGUGCGACAAGGAAGAGGAUCAAACAGAAGGUAUCAGCGUUAAAAACAUUGGCGGCGUCUUUAUUGUUAUUUUCGUGGGCAUAUGUUUCGCGUUUAGUACCCUUAUAUUCGAGUAUUGGUAUUACAAGCAUCGUAAAGUAGGAAAUGUUGUCGAUAUCACUACUGGCAAUCCAGAAGUGUUCGAUACGGGUGGGGAAGGCAAUAAUAAAGGGGCCACAAAGCUGCCAGAAAAGAACCUACCAGAUGUUGGUGAAAAAGGUUUGAAAACACUGUCCGUGUUCCCAAGAGAGCAAUUUUAAACUCGCAUAGCAAAGAUAUCUUAAAAUCGUAAUUUGAAGUGAAUAAUUUAUUAUGUUUCUU